AUGAAAAUUGUUUCCGCCAUUUUAGCAGCUUUAGUGAGGGGCGAAGAUGAAGAGCUAGACAGAGAGGCGAAACAGUAUUAUCGAAAUCAAGGAUACAAUUCGUAUAAUCAGCAAUAUUACCCGGGAAGAAACAUAAAUCGACGGCCAAUUCAGAAUUUCCCUAAUUAUGGAAAUCAAUAUCCUUACCAACCCUACCCACCGCGCUACAACUCCUACCCUCCAUAUCCUCGUAAUCCGCAGCCACCUCCUUUCGCCAACCCUCAUCCCGGAUGGCGCCACUACAACAACCGAAACAACUUGAACCAAGAAGCAUAUUCUCAUUACGACGAUUUUACUGGAUAUCAAAGUUAUCCGUAUCAUCAGAAUGUCGCUCAAAACACAAGGCCAGAUUCAUCAGCAGUUCGACUUGCUAGACCAGGAGAAAAUGCUAUUCGGGCGGGGAGAAAAGUAAGACCUCCAGGAGAGCGAGACGAGCGACUGGUCAACCCAAGGCUUCAAUACAUCGAAGAUCAAUAUGCUCCACAAGAAGAAUAUGACGAUUCUAGCUACUAUGAAGCCAGCUAUGCUUCGUCCUAUGAACUUUCAGAAAAUGAAAUGGAAGGAAGCUCUCAAGAAAAAGAAGAUGCCCUCGAUGUUAUCCCCCUCGAAGACCUGAAAACCCUCUGCGGUCCAGAAGGAUCAGCAACGUCUCAUGAAGAAUGCCAAGAAAACCGCCCAGAUCAUCCAGAAAAUCCCGAUUUAAUAGGCCUCCCAGACUUGAUGACAAACGCAAAACGAGUACAAGAAACUCUUCACCUGGACUACGCCGAUUUGAGCAACUUGGCUUGCGCUCUUGAAGAGGGUUGUUUCAGCAAAAGUGCCUAUCGAAAGACCCCGAAAAUGGCGAGAAAACUGCUCAAGUUCACGCAAAUGAUUUCGAACAUCGGCGACGCGGACUUUCUUUCGCCGCAUAAUUCUAGCGACUGGGAGUAUCAUACUUGCCACAAGCAUUAUCACUCGAUGAGUACUUUUUCUGAAUAUUCUUUGCUGACGACAAACAUGAAAGAUCGAGUGGCGCACAGUCAGAAAGUCAGUUUUUGUCUGGAAGACUCAGAAUGCAAGCCCGGCGUUUCGCAAAAAUACCACUGUCUUCAGGAGCAAGCGAUUAGCCCUGGCUGCUCGGAUGUGUACGUUUCUGGUGUGGAUUGCCAGUGGAUUGAUGUUACUGAUGUCCGACCUGGGAGUUAUGUACUUGUGAUUGAGGUUAAUCCGAAUCGACUCGUGAAGGAGAGUAACUUUAUCAACAAUCGGAUGGAAUGCGACUUAUUUCUACAGAGGAGCAGCGCUAAAGCAUCAAACUGCAGAACUCUUACGUGA
Molecule: messenger RNA, 1356 nt
Organism: Oikopleura dioica
Lineage: Eukaryota; Metazoa; Chordata; Appendicularia; Copelata; Oikopleuridae
Source: the annotation of a GenBank genome assembly